AUGCUUGAUAAGUAUGAUGCAUGCGACAAUCAUUGGUUAGAGCAGACUUUUCGCGUGAAGGAGAAAUGGGAAUGGCCAUAUAUUAUGAAUUCUUGGGCAGCUGGAAUGAGUACUACUCAACUUAGUGAAUCCUUCAAUGCAUUUUUGAAAGAUUAUCUGAAUUGUGACCAUAACUUGAUGGAGUUCUUCAUGCAUUUUGAGAGGGUGCUUUAUGAGAAGAGGUAUAAGGAAUUUGAAGCCGAGUAUAAUUUGUCCCAAAAAUUGCUGAGGGUUUUAAUUCCAACUUUGAUGUUAAAGCAAGUGGCAGAGAUUUACACGAAAACAAUUUUUGAGGAAUUCCAAAAUGAGUACGUGCAGUCCAUUGAAGCAUCCAUUAUAGGCACUAUUAAUGAUAGUGAGAGUACCAUAUUCACAAUAAGAACAAUGGUAGGUGGAAAAAAAGAUAAAAUUGUGACAAUGGAUAGAGGGGGUUCUUUGAGUUGCAGUUGCAAGAAGUUUGAAGUGAAGGGCAUACUAUGUCGACAUUGUGUGAAAGUGCUUAGAGAUAUAUUCAAUGCAAUGGAACUUCCUCCACAAUAUAUACUCAAACGAUGGACUAAAACAGCAAGGGCUGAAAGUGUGAAAGAUAGACGUGGGUAUGAAGUAAAGGCUGAUGUGAAACUACAUCAAAGUGACCGAUAUCGAUCAUUAAUGACCAUGUUUAGAGCAAUAGCGAGUAGAGCUGCUGAAAGUAAAGAAACUUAUCAGUUGUUAGUUUCAAAAGGUGAAAAAUUGAGUGUAAUGGUUGAAGACAAAUUAAGUGUCCACAUUUGUGGUCAAGUGGAGGGUGCCGCUGAUUAUACUCCCCAAUAUGAAUCUCAGCCUCAUUUCGGCAUGGGUAAUAAUUCUAUUCAGGCCGGUGCUACUGUUUAUACUUUUCAAGGUGAAUCACAACCUCAUUUCGUCAUGGGUGGUAAUUCUAUUCAGGAUCAUGGUGUUGGUGUCUAUAUUUCUCAAUCACAACCUCGUUUCGUCAUGGGUAGUAAUUAUAAUCAGGAUCAUCGUCAUGAUAUCUACAUUUCUCCAUCUCAACAUCGACCUCAAGUUCUCAUGGGUGGUACAAGUGGUCCUCCUCUUACGUAUGGUACAUAUGAUGGACAGUCAAUGCCUUCUGUGUAUCCUACUCACAGAUCUUUUCAGGAGUUGCUUCGAGGUACAAGUGUUCAACACUUUGCAGUCCAAGUCUCGCAAGCGUCACAUAGUCCUGCUGAUAGUCAUGUAGAUGGACAUCCCUGA
Messenger RNA from Camellia sinensis, 1275 nucleotides. NCBI's taxonomy places the organism in Eukaryota, Viridiplantae, Streptophyta, Magnoliopsida, Ericales, Theaceae. The record is from RefSeq and is a predicted model, not a curated record.